AUGUCGUCCGACACCAGCGCUCACAACAUCGACCACAGUCAUGACUCGGUUAGCUCAAACAAUGAGACUCCCGGCUUAGGCGCGGACGGAAACCAGGACAAACCGCGUUUGACGGAACAGGAAAAGAAGAACAACCACAUCGCGUCGGAGCAGAAGCGUCGUGCCGCGAUUCGAGAAGGAUUCGACCGGCUGACUGAGUUGGUGCCUGGCUUGGAGGGUCAGGGUCGUAGCGAGAGUGUGGUGUUGAAAAAGACGGUUGACUUUCUUCGCUUGAAGUUGCAAGAGCGGCGUGAGCUCAUCGCGGAGAUUGAGAGGACUGGUGGCCACGUUGAUGAGUCGCUUCGUACGCGUUGA
Molecule: messenger RNA, 354 nt
Organism: Talaromyces marneffei
Lineage: Eukaryota; Fungi; Ascomycota; Eurotiomycetes; Eurotiales; Trichocomaceae
Exons: 1
Coding region: 1-354 (117 amino acids)
Biological process (GO): regulation of transcription by RNA polymerase II
Molecular function (GO): RNA polymerase II cis-regulatory region sequence-specific DNA binding; DNA-binding transcription factor activity, RNA polymerase II-specific; protein dimerization activity
Source: RefSeq, a predicted model, not a curated record